ACGGGAUGACAGCGCAUCUGCGGGGUGAGACGCGUUUUGGACGGGUAACACAAGGAUCAGCAACCGCGGGUAAUUUGCGACUGAAGGGUUUGCACUUUGACAGUUCAUCCACUUUCUUUCCCUGCCGCAACUUCAACAUUGCCUUUCAUCACGAUGCCUUCGGCCGGUGACGUGACGAAGCACGUCGAUUUCGACCCAGGCGACGUCCAAAUGAUUUCGACAAGACCAAGACGCCCCAUUGAGCUGGUUGAGCCAAAUCUCGGUUGGGCUUCGUCAUUCGUGUUAAUCGUCCAACAGAUACGCGCAGCGUUAGAGGGUCGCGUCGUUGCAAUUGAGCACGUCGGCUCGACAAGCAUUCCAGGCCUCGCAGCCAAGGACAUUAUCGACAUCGACUUGAUCGUGGCAGACCCGACUGCAGAGGAUGAAUAUGUCCCCGACCUCGAGGAGGCAGGCUUUCAGUUUCUGUUGCGCGAGCCUGGAUGGCACCAGCACCGGCUUUUCUGCCUCGACGAGCCGUGCGCAAAUAUCCACGUCUUUGGACCCGACAGCCCCGAAGUGGUGCGUCAUCGCAUCUUCAGAAAUUGGCUGCAUCAACAUGAGGAUGAUAGACGCGCGUAUGAGAACGUCAAGCGCAAGGCGGCUGAUGCGAGUCGUAAAGCGGCUGAGAAUAUGAACCAGUACACUGCGAGGAAAAAUGGGAUUAUCAGGGAAAUUCUGGAUCGCGCUUUUGCUGAUCAGGGUCUUCUCAAUACAUGAUUCGUUAUGUACAUGCCGGGUUUAGUAUGGGGCAGGCCGAGGAAGUGAGGUUCACCAAUCUUCAGCUCCAGCUUGUAAGAGUUCGAAGCAUGUGGAUUAGUUCAGGGGGGGCAGCCACGAACUGAUGGGGUACGACGUCAGGGAUUCAUUGACCAACACGGCGAGCCACACUGCAAGUGCCUGUCAUAUAUUCGCAGAAAGCCUGAU
Molecule: messenger RNA, 963 nt
Organism: Pseudomassariella vexata
Lineage: Eukaryota; Fungi; Ascomycota; Sordariomycetes; Amphisphaeriales; Pseudomassariaceae
Product: GrpB domain protein
Exons: 2
Coding region: 154-756 (200 amino acids)
Source: RefSeq, a predicted model, not a curated record